This is a messenger RNA of Drosophila bipectinata, 954 nucleotides long. It is a transcript of the gene Ercc1, whose product is annotated as DNA excision repair protein Ercc1. Gene Ontology annotation, molecular function: damaged DNA binding; single-stranded DNA binding. Gene Ontology annotation, cellular component: ERCC4-ERCC1 complex; nucleus; nucleotide-excision repair factor 1 complex. Gene Ontology annotation, biological process: mitotic recombination; UV-damage excision repair. The record is from RefSeq and is a predicted model, not a curated record. NCBI's taxonomy places the organism in Eukaryota, Metazoa, Arthropoda, Insecta, Diptera, Drosophilidae.
UCGAUAACCCUUGUUAUAAAUACCACUUUCGAACAUGAGAUUGGUCAAAAUUCAUCUAACUCUUAUUUAUUUAAUUCGCUACUCUAAUUAAAACGAUGUUGCCCUCUUCCACAAAGCAGGCCAAAAUAGAUCAUUCGACAGUGACAGCAGCUGCGCCAAGUACCAGCAGCUCGACUGGUGCAGCGGCUAAACCAGCUUCUAACCCGCACUCCGUCUUGGUCCACAGCAAACAACGGGGUAAUCCUAUUCUAAAGUCCAUCCAAAAUGUGCCCCUUGAGUACCGGGACGAUAUUGUCCCAGACUACGUGGUUGGCAGGACCUCUUGCGUCCUUUAUUUGUCGCUGAAGUACCACAAUCUCAACCCGGAUUACAUUUGCCAACGACUGAAGACGCUGGGCAAAAUGUACGAUUUGCGAGUGCUUUUAGUCCAAGUAGACACGCCGGAGCCACACAAUGCACUCAAAAGUCUAACAAGGAUUUCCCUGCUAGCCGACCUCACUAUGAUGCUGGCCUGGAAUCAUGAAGAAGCUGGAAAAAUUAUUGAGACCUAUAAGCAGUUUGAGAAACGUCCACCAGACUUGAUUAUGGAAAGGGUAGAGUCUAAUUCGCAUCAAAAGCUUGUUACAGCUUUAACCAACAUAAAACCGGUCAAUAAAACAGACGCUGUUACCUUACUGCAGACCUUUGGCAAUCUGGGCAACAUCAUCACCGCCAGCGAAGAAAGGCUAUCCCAGGUGAUAGGCUUGGGACCCCGUAAGGCCAAAAAGCUGCAUAAGACACUCCAAGAACCAUUUCUUAGCAAGUAGCUUUCAUAACGGCGAUCUUACAUGAAAGUUCAGCGUUACAAACAUCCAUCUCUCGUGGGAAUACUUUAAUUUCUCGUUAGGACAUUUUGUACAAAAAAACAAAGUUCCGUUAUUGUUAAGUCACUUAAAUAUACCUCACAUUAGUCUA